Messenger RNA from Xylona heveae TC161, 1200 nucleotides. RefSeq lists its product as hypothetical. The transcript has a single exon. The record is from RefSeq and is a predicted model, not a curated record. NCBI's taxonomy places the organism in Eukaryota, Fungi, Ascomycota, Xylonomycetes, Xylonales, Xylonaceae. The coding region runs from base 271 to 870 and encodes 199 amino acids.
UUUUUUUUUUUUUUUUCUCCGAGUCUGGCACUCUCCAACAGCAACUCACAUAUCAACCGCCCCUCAUUCCCGAGCCGGUUCAUAUUCCUGAUAACUAUUGCGUACCAAACCCCAUUCAUUCAGCCUUCUUAUCUCGAACAACAGAGUCACGUUUCGCCAACUCGACACGGAAACCUCGUGACCUGUAAUACCACAUCUCAAAAGCAUUUCAACAAAAGAACCAAAAGUCAUAGAAAUUCGAUUCGCCAAAAAAAACAAAAACAAAAAACGAUGCAUUUCUCUACUUCUUUCCUUUUCCUGCUGGCUUCCGCCACCUCUCUCGCCGCCACCGCCUUGUCCUUGCCCGCCGUGGGCCUUGACAACGACGUCGAGGGAGUCAUUAGCACCAUCACCGCCGACCUGCCUACCGAGACGUCCGCGGUUCCUAGCAGCACCGUUGCCGCCGUCCUGUCCAAUGCCGCUGCCCCCGCCGACCAAGUCGUCGGCAAGGUGCUCACGACUACUGCCGCCGCCGACGCGUCUUCUGCCGCGGGGGGUCUCGUCACCGCUGCCGCCCCCACCGGCUCCAUGACCACUUCGUACAAGAUUCAGAGCGAGUCGGGCUUUGGCAGCCCCCAGACGGCGCACUUGAGCUCCUCUUCCGCGUCUGCUUCUUCCGCCGCCAGCGCUGCUUCCUCGUCUGCUACUUCUUCCGCGUCCUCGGUCGCUUCUUCCGCAUCGUCGGCUGCCUCUAAGACUACCUCUUCUGCCUCCUCGGCCGCCGCUAAUGCCUCGUCCAAACCGACCAGCGCCGCGUCUGCUCUCAAGGGCCAGGCCUACGCCGUCUUGGGUGCCUCCUCGCUCGGUGCCCUUGCGCUCUGGCUCAUGUAAAACCAUUCAUGGUCACGUUUCCAGCCAAAUCCCCUUUUAUCCGGUGGUUACACGAAUCGAAGAAUGAGUCCUGGCGUCGAAGAAGAAAAAAGGACAUUUCAUUUUUUUUUUCUCUUAAGAAAUGCUUAAUGUUAAUAGUGUGUUGGGGCCGAUUGAUUCAAGAGACGUUUUGAGACGAAGACACUUACACAUACACACACCUACACAUAUAAUUCACUAUCACCCCGCUUCUAAAAUGUAAAUAGUUUUCGGACAGACCUAGUUGUAUUUAACCCUAUGAGAGAUACCCCAUUUCGAACAACAUUUCUAAGAAACAUCACAUAUCUGCUC